This is a messenger RNA of Coregonus sp. 'balchen', 651 nucleotides long. The record is from the annotation of a GenBank genome assembly. NCBI's taxonomy places the organism in Eukaryota, Metazoa, Chordata, Actinopteri, Salmoniformes, Salmonidae.
AUGGUGCGCGUCGCCAGCCCGGCCCGGCCUGUUCCUGCUCCCCGCACCAGGCCAAUGGUGCGCGUCGCCAGCCCGGUCCGGCCCGCUCCUGCUCCCCGCACCAAGCCAAUGGUGCGCGUCACCAGCCCGGUCCGGCCUGUUCCUGCUCCCCGCACCAAGCCUAUGGUGCGCGUCGCCGGCCCGGCCCGGCCUGUUCCUGCUCCCCGCGCCAAGCCAAUGGUGCGCGUCGCCAGUCCGGCCCGGCCUGUUCCUGCUCCCCGCACCAAGCUUAUGGUGCGCGUCGCCAGCCCGGUCCGGCCCGUUCCUGCUCCCCACACCAAGCCAGUGGUGUGCGUCGUCAGUCCGGCACGGCCCGUGCCUGUUCCACCGGUGCCUGGUCCGGCACCGGUCAGCUGCUUCACGCUGGAGCUGGAGCAAUCCGCUCCACCAGUGUGCAGUCCAGCUCCGGUCAGCGGGGCCAGACCGGACCAGGGGUACUUUGGGGGGUUGGAGAGGGAGUGGGGAUCAGGUCCGGAGCCGGAUCCGCCGCCAAGGCGGAGUGCCCACCCGGUCCCUCCCCUGUGGUGUUUGGUUGGCGCGGCCGGAGUCCGCGCCUUUGGGGGGGGGGGGGGGUACUGUCACGCCCUGGCUCGGGGGACUCUAGUAUGUUGA